This is a messenger RNA of Symbiodinium sp. CCMP2456, 964 nucleotides long. The record is from the annotation of a GenBank genome assembly. NCBI's taxonomy places the organism in Eukaryota, Dinophyceae, Suessiales, Symbiodiniaceae.
GACAGCCCGGAAGGGUGGCAAGUCCUGGGUGAGACUCCCCACAGGGUGGAAGCAUCCGUGCGCGACCUGCUGGGAAAGGCAUUGCAUGACCUCCAGCACGAGAUUCCCGAGCGUUUGCGGGGCUGAGCACCCGGCGGUGAAACACCAGUGCUCGAAGUUGCAGGAUUUGCUGAGUUGCAACCAACACUUCGGCAUUGAACUGCGAGACAUGGCCGAUGAGGAUGGUGCUGUCCCGGCCUGGGUAGAGACCUUCUUGGAGGUCUGCACCCGCGUCUUCCAGGGAGGUGACCCGCGAGACCAUGCUCGUUCAGAAUGGAAAGAUCCGAGUGAGGAGAGCGCGCGCGCUGCGCCUGCGGCGCCUGCGGAUGCAGAGACAGAGCCCACAGAGCUCGGCUCGCCCGCCUCGCUCAAGCGCUGCGUCAUCGCACCUGGAAAUGGCUGCUCUCCGAUCCAGGAGGCGAAUUGGUACUCUUGGCUGGCGAAGAGCUUGAAUCGCAAAAAGCUCCUUCAGGAGGAGGUUGUUCUCCGGGACUUUCCAGACCCUUGGGAGGCGAAGCGUGAGAUCUGGCUGAAGUUCAUGAAGGAGGAGCUUUUGGUCGGACCUGACACAGUGCUUGUCGGGCACUCCAGUGGUGCGCAAGCAGCUAUGAGGCUGGCGGAGGAGGAGGUCAUUGGCGGCUUGGUCUUGGUGGCUGCUUGCCAUAGUGAUUUGGGAGAUGCAGGAGAGCGCGCUUCUGGAUACUACCCGCCAAAAGGGGGGCCGUGGAAUUGGGCCAACAUCCGAAGAAACACCGGGUGGAUUGUGCAGCUGCAUUCCACAGACGACCCUCUGGUUCCUGUGUCGGAGGGGCGCGUCGUGGCUGAGGAGCUACAAAGUAGAUACAUCGAGCUGAACGGCCGGUCCCAUUUCUUCGAGCCCUGUGCGGAACUCUUAGAGGCUCUGUGCGGCAAGCUGAAGCAGUGA